AUGCCUUCAAAGGAACGUGACGCCGACGUCGACUCCGUCGCCGACGAAGGCCAUCGCGACAAGACCCGACGCCCCAAGUCGGAACGGAGUAAAACAGAUCGAGACAAGGACAGAGACAAGGACCGUGAACGCCGCCACCGAUCUUCCAAGUCCUCGACUUCGCGCAGUAAGCUUGGCACAGAUGGCAGUGAGGCCUCCACCAGGCGACAUCGCAAGAAGGAUCGCGACAGAGAUCGCGAGAGAGACAAGGACGGGGAUGGGCCUCGCGAGAGAAAUGGCUCUACCAGUGACAUAACCGCAGAUGCAAUCAGCAUAUCCCUCGAUAAGCCACGCAUCUCUAUGCCUUACCCGAGCUUCAGCAAGGCCCACAGCAAAGAAGCUGUCAUGAGCCGCGACGACUUGGGUGAGCCACGAAAGUCGCACCUCUCCAACCCCCCAACCCCUGAACCUACCGACGUUGGCGACGAAGAACGGAGAUCAAGGUCUGCUGAACUGCACAGAGCAGCAUCAACCUCCAAAAGGGGCUCCAGACCGCCUACCCCACCCGAGACCGAUGUCUCUGCAGACAGGAGGAAGAGCGGCGGUGAUAUCAAGGGCUCUGACGGUGGACGCCCCAAAUCUACAGUUUCUGGUCUCUCCAGAUCCGCAUCCCAUAACGAUGAUCGGUCCAAGCUGAGCAGAAAAUCUGCUUCGUCCAGCCAAGCCACCUACAUCAAAUCACGCGAGCACAAAUCACACGACAAACUUCGUUCAUCUGGCUCUGUCAGGUCAAGUUCAUCGCGGCAUUCUGUGAGAAGAUCCGACUCUGCCAGGUCCAGCUCCAAGAGGGUCGAGUCUCGAGACGACGGAUCCUCACCGUCAAGCGUCCAAGAUUCCUCCCCACGAACACCGACCCAGACAGCGAGAUUUCCCUCCCACUUGUAUGACGGCGGCAAGGACCCAUCUCCGCCCGACUUUGCAGACAAUGAAUCUGCUUUCCCGUCCAAGACGGCGACCCCAGCUUCCAUGGCCGGACCACCACCUCCACCUCCGCCGCCCCCAAUCGAUAUCCACGACAUCCCUCGAGUCGACUACCUGCUGCAAAAUGGUGGUCUGCCCUACCCCGUCCCUCGACACUUUUUAUCAGUCCUGCCUCUUCAGAAUGGAUCUCGAACAUCGAACCCCCCCUUGACUGGAUCGGACACGUUGUUUGCGCCAUUCCUCAACCUACUUGACCAAUAUUCCAACGUUUUGGCGAAGCAGGGCUCUGUUGCAGUUGCGACUGGCCAUCGCUCCGUUGCCCGACGUCUGUUGGACAGGCUGGAAAAUGUUUUCUCACGGGACUUGCCGCCUCACGGCUGCGCAUGCGUCAUGUGCGAUCGAUCUCAUGAAAUACACAAGGGCCUGACAUGGGGUGACGUGCUGGAAUGGGUCAGCGGGCGUAUUGAACUUCCAGACUGGCCGCCGUUUGAUCUUGCUGAGAUUGGGACCAAAGCCGCUGAGAUCUCCGCAGAAGUACCACCGCGACCUGCAUCUCCCUUGAAAAUGGACCCGGAUAUCGCAGAAGAAUUCAGAGAACAUUACCUUCGACAGUCGAAGAAGGUCAGGUCGGCUGUAGAUAAGUGGCUAACUAACACGGGUGAAACUCCAGUACCACCUCCCCAAGAUGUGGACGAUGAGACUCUUACAUUUGCCAUUCUGACAAACAUGGCCGCUGAUGAUCGGCCAUUCUUCAAUGCUCUGUUGUCCGGUUCACGAGAAUUAAAGUCGUCGACUAGGGCUCCUACACCAGUUCAUAGGCCACGGAACGACUUCAUCGUCAAGUCCGGCUUGUCCCUUCAACGCUUGUAUCGCCUACAGCAAGUCCCUCGAGAUGCUGAAUCCGCCAGCUACCUUGUCAAGAACCCACAUACUCACGAUUUGCUCGUCACUAUUUCAAAUAUUAAUAACGCCGAAUGGGAGAUUUUGACCUCUGGCCGAUUUGACGGCUUCCUCUGGUCAGGAGCAGAUGCAGACGACAUGAAUCCAGGUCUCGAAUCUCGUGCUGAAACGCCCGCAAGCGGCUACUUUGGCUCCCGCUCCUCAAUGAGUCCGCUGCCUAGAGGACCAUCAGCCAUGGGAUCCAGGACUACAACCCCAUUCUCGCCCUACUCCCGAGGCGCGACGCCUGCAUCCUUUGUUAGCCUGGCAUCGUCAGGCGUCCAGGGAAGUAGCAGACAGCCUGUAUCAAAUGACGAGGAAAUGGAAAUGGCAGCCAUUGCUGAAAUAGAACGGGAGAUUUACGCAGGCAUGGAAAGUUUAGAAGACGCGUUUGAGAAACUGCACCAAAAGGCAGAGAUGGUACGAACAGCCCUGCGGCUGCGAGGAGCCGGCCUCAUGCAGAACUUGCAGAGUCGUCGUCGCAUCGAUGUGCUGUCCACCCCUGGAUCCGGCAAUUCUCAGCACUCGGGAUACGAACGGCCAGCCUGGGCUGCCGGCAGUGAUGUCGAAGGCGCAAGUGACGAUGAUUGGGCCAUGGACGACAUUGACAUCAUGCCGGAUGACUCUGCCAGCAAUAUCAGCAGCUCAAGACAUCGACGACCCAAGAGGCGCACCGAGCGUCGCACGCCUGCACCAAUUGAGGAGGACGAGGAAGAAUGA
This is a messenger RNA of Metarhizium brunneum ARSEF 3297, 2619 nucleotides long. RefSeq lists its product as uncharacterized. Gene Ontology annotation, cellular component: nucleus. Lineage: Eukaryota; Fungi; Ascomycota; Sordariomycetes; Hypocreales; Clavicipitaceae. The record is from RefSeq and is a predicted model, not a curated record. Gene Ontology annotation, molecular function: DNA binding.